AUGGUGGUUCAAGAUUUGGUGAAACAUUAUGGUAGGAAAGAUGUGAAGCCUAGCUGCUUAAUGAAGAUUGAUCUGCAGAAGGCAUAUGAUACAGUGGAUUGGAACUUUCUGCUUCAAAUGUUGGAGCAGUUAGGUUUUCCUAAGAAGUUUGUUGAUCUAAUUAUGGAAUGUGUGACUACCCCCAUGUUUUCUCUGGUUAUUAAUGGCUCUCUUCAUGGUUUUUUCAAAUCUAAAAGGGGGCUGAGACAAGGGGAUCCCAUGUCCCCUCUGUUGUUUGUAAUCUGUAUGGAGUAUCUUUCCAGAAUAUUUCAUCAAAUGAGUGAGCUUCCCAUGUUCCAGUUUCAUCCAAGAUGCAGAGAGUUAAAGCUGACACACUUGUGUUUUGCUGAUGAUCUUAUUCUGUGCUGCAAAGGUGAAUUUCCUUCAAUAUAUUUGCUACUUCAAGCUUUCAAGUUGUUCUCUGAUUCAUCUGGUUUAAUGGCAAAUAAGCAAAAAUCGUCUAUUUAUUGUUAUGGCAUGGCUGAAGAUGAUGUGAAGAGAGUAGUGUCAGCUUCUGGUUUUACUAGGAGUACCUUACCUUUCAAGUAUCUGGGUGUACCUAUCUGUGCUAAAAAGAUUACUGCUGCACAAUGUGAAAUGUUAGUGGAUAAGAUGAUUCUCAGAAUCAAAGUGUGGAGUUCUAGAAACCUUUCCUACACAGCAAGAGUUCUUCUGAUUAAUUCUGUUUUGCUGAGUUUGCAUAGUUAUUGGGCUCAGAUUUAUGUCUUGCCUAAGAAGGUUCUGAAAGAGAUCACCAUGGUGUGUAGGUCAUUUCUGUGGAGUGGGCAAGCUUAUAGUAGCAAGCCAAGUAACAUUUCCUGGAAAAGUUCUUGUUGUGAGAAGAAAGAGGGUGGUCUUGGCUUCAGAGAUAUUCUGACAUGGAAUACUGCAGCUAUUGGUAAGUAUGUGUGGGCUGUGGCCACAAAGCAAGAUAGUAUAUGGAUCAAAUGGGUAAGCUCUGUAUAUGUCAAGGAUGGGGAAUGGUGGGAGUACCAGCCUAACAAUUCUGCAAGCUGGUACUGGAGAAAGAUUUGUGAAACAAAAGAAGUCCUGAAGCAAUACUACACUAUUGCUGAAUUUAGUAGUAUGUCCUGUUAUUCUGUGAAAGAUGUGUAUCAAAAACUUACAGGUCCAAAACCCUUGGUGCACUGGGAUCAUAUGGUUUGGAAUAGAUUGAAUACACCCAAGCACAAGUUCAUUUGUUGGAUGGCUGUUCAGGAUAGGUUACAGACAGCUGCAAGAUUAGCCAGAAUUGGUGUUUGCUCCUCCCCAAACUGUCUGUUGUGUGAUCAGCAAGAAGAGGUCCAUGACCAUCUGUUUUUUGCUUGCCCCUAUAGCAAGAGGUGUAUUGAGGAGAUCAAGAGUUGGGUUGGCUUUCACACUACUCACAGUGGGCUUCAGAUUCUCAUUAGUAGAAUUGGUAAUAGUCAUCAAACCAAAUUUCGAAGGCAAGUCUGGUAUGCUGCUUUAGCAGCAACUGUGUAUUCUGUAUGGAGGAGUAGGAAUGGCAGUUUAUGGGAUAAGUGUAUCCCAACUGUGCAUAGCACUGUUACUAGAAUCAAGCAGAUUGUGAGAGAUCGAAUUAGGAGUGUAAUGCCUAGAAAAUUGCAAAAGUUGAUAGACCUCCCAAAUAGAGAAAGAGGGGUGCAAUUAAUGAAGCUAAGAAGAGGAAGAGGCACAUCUCAUUUAAGUGUGGCAAAUGCAAGAAAGUGGAUCACGAUGCUCGGACCUGGAAGUUUGGUGUUGGAUCUUCCAAGUCCUCCAAAACAUAAAACACCUUUUGUUUCUAUAGGUAGGAACAGAAAAGUUUCCCCUGAUGGUGCAAACCUUCUUGUCUACUCUUGGGACAAAGGGAAAAAUGUAUGCUUAGAUGUCACGGGUAUCUCUACAUUCACCGGGCCAGGAGUUGAUGCUUUUGCUCCUGGGGUUGUUGUCGCUAAUGCUGUUGUCAGGAAGAAGAAGAAGUACGAAGCGAAGUGCAUAGACAACGGAUAUGGUUUUAUCGCUUUUGCUUUCUCCACUCUUGGAGAACUGGGGAGUGAUGCCCUCGAGUUCAUGGCUAGGCUCGCACGGGUUGCUCAGAGUAACACGGCUACUGCUAACAUUCGUUCUUUCCUUUUUCAAUGA
Spinacia oleracea (spinach) is the source of this 2166-nucleotide messenger RNA. RefSeq lists its product as uncharacterized. NCBI's taxonomy places the organism in Eukaryota, Viridiplantae, Streptophyta, Magnoliopsida, Caryophyllales, Amaranthaceae. The transcript has 3 exons. The record is from RefSeq and is a predicted model, not a curated record. The coding region runs from base 1 to 2166 and encodes 721 amino acids.